Molecule: messenger RNA, 347 nt
Organism: Paramecium sonneborni
Lineage: Eukaryota; Ciliophora; Oligohymenophorea; Peniculida; Parameciidae
Source: the annotation of a GenBank genome assembly
AGCAAAAUGAAAACCCAAUCAUCUGAUAGUAAAGUUCGUUCAUAUUGCAAAGUCCCAAUGAUAAAAUAGGAAUAGCUCUUAAAUCUCGUUUUUAAAGAAGAAUGGAAAGUCAAUUAGGUUUAUAUUUUAAAUUAUUUGUAUAGGCUGCAUAGUUGCUCAAUAUAAAAUAUGCAACAGCUAAAAAUAUUGUGCUAAGGUUUAAGAAAGCCAACAUUUUAAGUUAGCACAAAAAAUUAUUUGAAACAAAAAGAUGCCAAUACAGAUAGAUUGGAGAAUCUAAAACCUAAAUAAAUACAAAAGAUGUAUUAUCAUCUGAUGACCUAGAUUAAUAAAUGAAGAAGCUUUGA